Messenger RNA from Rhodofomes roseus, 729 nucleotides. RefSeq lists its product as uncharacterized. The annotation marks the transcript as partial. The record is from RefSeq and is a predicted model, not a curated record. Lineage: Eukaryota; Fungi; Basidiomycota; Agaricomycetes; Polyporales; Fomitopsidaceae. The transcript has a single exon.
GAGAUGAUCGACCGACUAGUAGGGGAUGACCCAAUGGACGACCCCCCGGCUUAUAUGAAGAUCAUAAAGCCUCAAAUGCCUUCACCUUGGGAAGGUGAAGACGACGUAUACAAGUUUGAGGAAUGGCUCCUCAAACUGUUAACGUACUUCCAGAACUUGCGGAUCACCGGACCUAGAACGGACAGUGAUCGAACCAGAAUGUUGAGUGAGGCUCUCAAGGGAGAGCCCCACAUCUGGUACUAUCGCAACGUCGCGGCUAGCCGGGAUCGCCACCACAAGUGGACGUUCUCCGAGGCAGUACUCGCACUGCAUCGAAGAUUCAUUCACAAAGAUGGAGAAGUUGAGGCGGCUGAGCAAUUCUAUCGCGCGAAAUACACUCAGAAGGGCGGCAUCUCCGACCUUCUGGAUCGUAUGACGCGGUACGCUGAUAGAAUGACCGAACGCCCCGGCGAAUACAUCUGGAAGAGCAAGUUCAUGGCUGCCCUUCCAAGCGAAAUGGAGAAGGUGUUGCGUACAACCUAUCUCAUUACGCCGGAGAAGACGAAGUUCAGUGAUAUGGCUCAUGCUGCAUUUGCAUAUGAGCAUGCACUACGCUCGGAGAGGGCGACCUGGGCACUGUGGGGACCAGGUUCGCAAGCUCCCAAGAGCAGCGGCAGUCAGGAUAAGAAGCCCGUGACGACGAAUACCACCCGUAAGACAACGGGUGGUAAUCAGCCGGGGUAUAAACCC